UUGGAACAUAUAUUCUCAUCAGACAUUAGCACUCACAUACAAUACCAUUUGAAGAAAAGAGACAUAAACAGAUCAAGAAAGAAGAGGCUAGAGAGAUCGAAAUGGAAAGCCAGAAGAAGAUGAUGGUUGUUUUUGGGUUACUUGCGGCUGUGUUUUUGGAGAGUGUGGCCGCGCAGACGGCCCAUGUGGUGGGAGGUAGCGUAGGCUGGACCAUACCACAGAAUGGUGCACAAGAGUAUGUCACUUGGGCGUCUAGUCAGAAGUUCAUAGUCGGUGAUGUUCUAAUCUUCAACUUCGCGACAGACGCACACGACGUAGUGCAAGUACCCAAAGCAUCGUUCGACUCAUGCAGCUCCGCCAACCCAAUCGGCAGUACCAUCACCACGGGCCCGGCCAACAUCACUCUCACAUCUGCCGGCGACCACUACUACAUCUGCACUUUCGGCAGCCACUGCCAGUCCGGCCAGAAGCUCGCCAUCACCGUCUCAGCAUCCGCCACGUCACCCGGAGCCUCCCCUUCUGCACCAACUCCUAUGUCUCCACCUCCACCCACUACCACUACUACUCCUACCACGCCUUCACCCACAUCUGACGCCCCUUGCCCUCCGGUCCAAGCACCAUCUCCAUCCACCAAAACCACGGGGCCCACAGCUAGCACCACACCAGGAUCCACCGUGUUGCCGCCGAGCUCUUCUUCCCCUGCCGUUGGGGCUGGUUUCGUUUUGUGCUUGUUGUCCCUUGUUGUGGGAUUGUUCUUUUAGAUAUGUAUAUAUAUCGGGAUCCCAUUAUUCAUUUUGAUAUUCUGAGAGAUCGUUAUUCAUUUUUCAGCGUGAUGAUAUCUUUGGAGCGCAUGAUUGUUAAUAAAGGAUUAAUUCUUUUCUA
Rosa rugosa (rugosa rose) is the source of this 882-nucleotide messenger RNA. Its product is annotated as umecyanin-like. Lineage: Eukaryota; Viridiplantae; Streptophyta; Magnoliopsida; Rosales; Rosaceae. Gene Ontology annotation, molecular function: electron transfer activity. The coding region runs from base 102 to 761 and encodes 219 amino acids. The record is from RefSeq and is a predicted model, not a curated record. The transcript is spliced from 2 exons. Gene Ontology annotation, cellular component: plasma membrane.